AUGGAUCGGAUCAAAGGACCAUGGAGUCCUGAAGAGGACGAGUUGCUUCAACAGCUUGUUGAGAAACAUGGAGCGAGAAAUUGGUCGUUAAUUGGUAAAUCUAUACCGGGUAGAUCUGGGAAAUCGUGUAGGUUAAGGUGGUGUAACCAGCUGUCGCCGCAGGUGGAACACCGUGCGUUUACGCCGGAGGAAGACGAGACGAUUCUUCGUGCUCAUGCUCGGUUUGGGAACAAGUGGGCGACGAUUGCUCGGUUGUUGUCAGGUCGGACUGAUAACGCCAUUAAAAACCAUUGGAACUCGACGUUGAAGAGGAAGUGUUCUUCGAUGACGAAUGAAGAGUUUAGUGAGUUUGCUAUUCAACAGCCUUCGUUAAAAAGAUCGGUUAGUGCUGGUUCGGCGGUGGCUGUUUCCGGUCGUUAUUUGAAUCCCGGUAGUCCGUCUGGAUCUGACGUCAGUGAUUCCAGCGUUCCGGCGAUUUCGUCGUCGCACGUCUACCGACCAGUCGCUCGAACAGGGGCGGUUGUUGCUCCGCAAAUCGAAGUAGCAACGUCGUCUCCUCCGCCUCAAACGAAAGAUCCUCCGACUUUAUUAAGUCUCUCGCUUCCUGGAGUCGAAAAUGAAGAGUGUACAGCUGCUCCGACGCCGAUGCAGUUAAUGCCGCCAUCGCCGGUAGCAAGUCCUUUACCACCUCCGCCUCCGCCUCCGCCGGUUCCUAUCCAUGCUAUGCCGUUGCGGCAGGUCCCAGUCGAUCGUUACAAGAACAUAAACCUAAACAACGCCGACCUCAUGUCAUCGAUUCCGAUGGCGAUUUCCUCCGCGAUGCAUCAGCUUAAGGUAUCUCAAAAUCCAGUAAUGGAAGUAGAUCAACAGGAUAAGUCUUUCACGCCGUUCAAUGCAGAGUUUUUGUCUGUAAUGCAAGAGAUGAUAAGAACAGAGGUCAGGAAUUACAUGACAGGAGUCGAACAACAUAAUCACCAACAACGAUCCGGAGAGGGUGGCGGAAUGUGCAUGAAACAGGCGGCGAAUGGCGGUGGCGAUGGGUUUAGGAACGCUGCGGUGGUGAAGAGAAUCGGCAUUAGCAAGAUCGAUUAG
This is a messenger RNA of Lactuca saligna, 1092 nucleotides long. The record is from the annotation of a GenBank genome assembly. Lineage: Eukaryota; Viridiplantae; Streptophyta; Magnoliopsida; Asterales; Asteraceae.